GUGUGUAAGCAAGCGACGCGUUGAACGAACGCGCUCAGCAGGAGUGUAUCAGAGACAUCGGCUAUAUAAUUAAGAAUAUCCAGGGGUCGAGCCUCCACGGUGGUGAUGUUUACGCCGUGAGACAGCUGCACGAUGGAGACCGAGGAAACGUCCCCGUUUCGGGUCGCCUCAACAGUGAGAGCGCUGCGGUUCGCUCUGCGGAGGGACGUGGAGAACGAAGCCGACGCCGAGCGCGCUGACAGCGGGGAGAGGAGCGCCAAUGAGCGCGACAAGCUCUGGUUCAAAGAGAGCAGCGCCAAAAACCUGAGAAACCGAGACUUCUUGGCGCCCAACACGGUCCUGGCCACACUGUACGCGCACGGACAGGUUCCUUCCGCGGUUCUCAGUCGGAUCCUCUCUCAACGGGGAAAUGGUGUGUUGCCGGUAGCAGGUUGUGAGGUGACGGCGGAGGGACUGCGUGUUUCUGUGGACCGCUGUGCAGCUUUCAGAGGGGUUCUGUGUGGAAUGGCCGCGUACCUGAGGCCUGCGGCUCAGAGACAGGGAUGUGUCCUGAUUAACUGUCCUGCACUACAUGCCAAACAAGCUCCUCCUUCUCCAGACAGUCUCACACUGGGGCAGCUCCGCACCAUUCUCAUCGCUGACCACACAGGAGCCCUGCUCAGGAGACAAGGGUACUCUGUCUCCUUCUGUCCUGCCUUACCCGAGGACAGUGAUAUCAUCAACUGCCUCAGAACGCUGGGCAUUGAUUGGCCAGCUGUGUCCGUUAGCUGGACCAACGAGGAGAGAGAGGAGAAGAUAAGGAACACCCUUGAGAACUGUACCUACAGAGAGCGAGAGAAGGAGAGAGGGAAGAGGGGGAGCAGAGGGGAGGAGAUGGAGGGAGGGGAUGGAGGGAUGAGUGACGAGGUUAGGAUAAACCUUAAGCGAGUCAUGGAGGAGGUGGAGCUGCACGGCUAUGACCCCAGUCUAGGCACCUGUACAGUGCAGAGAGAAGCAUUGUGUCAUCUGGCUCAGCUGGACAGAGCUAUAGAAGAUUUUCCUGCGUCGAUGGCAACAGUCCUGCAUGUCACAUCCUGUCAGGAUGAGUUCCGCCAGCAGCAGACAGCCAUGCUGUGGAGAGCGGCUGGCACCACGGCAACACAGAGGCUGGUAAUAUGUGGUCCAGUAAAGACUCCUGGCUCUCAGAUGAGUUCAGCUCAAUAUCUACAGUUAAGAAGAGCUCAGAUGAAGGAGGCUUCGGAAAUGAAGUAUGGAGAUCAAGUAGAGGGGCAGACUUGGGAGGACAUCAUCAGGGUCAUGACCUGUGCCACAGUUCGGUUUGAGCUGCUUUCUACUGUACACACAAGCCCAGUCACUCUUGACGUGCAGCGUGAAGGAGGUGUAUCCACAAAGGGCCCCAGGGGAGGAGUGUUUGUUAUGUACAACUGUGCUAGACUUCACACUUUGUUCAGCAGCUACGAGAAGGGUGUAGAGCAAGGUCUCUACCCAGAAGUCCCUGCAGGCACAGAGUUGGACUUUUCUGCUCUGAAAGAGGAGGGGGAGUGGCUUCUUCUCUUCAAUUACCUCAUUCCAUUCUCAGAGCUUCUGGACCAAUCAGCACAGGCCCUGGAGCUUGAGGGGGGAGGAGCCAGAGUUAAUUUAAGAACCGAACAGGUCUGCAGAUUCCUGGUGUCUCUCAGUAAAGACUUCAGUUCUUACUACAACAGAGUUCAUGUGCUUGGGGAGCCGUUACCUCAUCUCUUUAAUCAGAUGUUUUGCCGGUUAUUGUUGCUGAAGGCUUUGAGAGAGCUUUACCACAACGCACUGGAUUCCUUAAAUCUGCCCCCAAUUCCUCAGUUAUAGCACUGAAUCACCCCAGAUAUUGAUUAUGCAGCUCCAUUACACAAUACUGAAAUAUUCUAGAAGAGCCACCUUAUUUCACAACUGUAUAUUUCAAACACCUGAGAGAAAGAAUUAGGAUACAGGAUUGUCCCCCUAAAACAUACAGAGACCAAAAGAUGUUCUAAUUUUGGACCCUGUCCUCAAACACAGUGGAACUUCUCAUUUCCUACAGUCUCUUCAGUGAUUCUGAAAUAUCCUCUUUCCCCUUUCUAUCAAUGCAUCUCCCUCUCUAGAAGAGCUGAUGCUAGUGACUAUCUUCCUUUUCUCUACUCUCAUAACUUUUAUACCUUUCAUAAUGCUUGACUUUUUCUUAUUUAUUAGCCCCAUAACUUAAUUUAUGGGGUUAAUAGCACCAGUCACUUCCAUUGUAACAGUUGGCCCCUUUGCUUCUCUAUCAGACCCAUUGCUUACCUGUUAUAAAUAUUACCCCCUUUCAUUACCAUCAUUCUGCUUCUGCAACAAUAUUAUACCCAAAAUUAUUACUUUUCUAUAGUAAAAGUCCACCUAAUCCUAUUUUAUCUGUUGUACUGCUAUGAUGGCUCUUACCACAUUCAUAUAGUCAUUUCAUAGCUACUGUCAAUUUCACAGCCACUGCCCCUAUAUUCUGACUGUCUGUAGAUCCUGCACUGCUUCCCUAUAGCAUGUGUGAGAACCACCCACACUCAGAUACUGUUCAGCAGUUGCAGUUUUUCGUUACAGAAUUUCAUCCAAUCUGUACUGUUAGAAAUAAAUAGCAGCAGUUACCGCAGGGACUGUCCCUGUUUCAUAGAUGCGUCAGUCAUGUCUUAUAGAGUCAGUCUGUUAGUGCCAUGUAGAUAUCAGUGUCGCUGCUGGACACAUGGCCAGGUUUUGAGUGAUUGAUGUCACCUUGUUUGUCCAAGUACUUGAGCACAUUCUCCAAGAACACUUCCCUCUUUUGAACAUCCAUCAUAAACACUUGUUUCAGAUGUAGCCUGACUCCUUAUUUAUUGUAUUUAAAGUCCCAGGGAACUAAUAAAUAAAAAUAACAAGAUAGAAAUAUAACCAAACAGCUUAAAAAUCAAUAAUCAGACCUAUCUAUCUGACCUAUUGAGAACUGUCUGUACAUGUUCUUUAUAUUGUGAUGAACACCUAUAAUUCACACCCCUCUGUCCAGCACGGCCAUCCUGCUAUGCCACUGAAGCAGCCAGUGUGAAGAGUGAAACAGGCUCUAUGUAUGCAGGUGGUGUUGUAGACUCUCCCUGCUGUGUCCGUGAUUCACUAAACACAUUAUCCGGCUUUUAUACAGGAACAGUUUAAAGACGUUAAGGUUCUUAUUCACUUCACUGCUGGAUAUGUAUCCGGGAAUGCUGGCGUGGCCGUUGAACAAGCGAACAGAUGAAUGAAUGCACUGUCAAGCAACAGGAAAACAGAUUGCUUAAUAGCUCAUUUAUGCAUACUAGGUUAUUUUUUGCUUUGUUGUUAGCUUUCGCUCUGUAAGUUCCUCCGACUCAAACGCCGAGAGACCAUAGGGGCACACAGUUUUGUCAAACCACACCAGCCUUAUGAUUGGUGAGGAUACUGCUUUCGUGUGCAUGACCCAAGAUUGGCUGCCCAGUUUACGCUGAAAGAGGAAAAUUUGGGGGAUUUUGGAAAGUCAUUCAUAGGACAUUCUUUGUAUAUGUAAACACAGAUUUAGGUUCCCUGGGGCUUUAAUGCUUCCUGUACCAUAGAUAUUGUACCUAGUGUGGAGUUUCCUCUUGAACUCCUUGUACAGUCGAUUCAUCUCUGUACCACAGUACUAUUUCCACUGUAUGCUACUGUAGAUGCACACAGCUGUAAAACAAGUGCCAUAAAGUUAGAGUUAAUGCAGUCUCAGUGCUCUUAAUGUGCCAAGAGUGCUGCCCCAAGACCUUGCUGAGUACAUCUGUGCCAUACACUGACUGUUCUUAACAAUGUGUGUGUGUGUUUGAGUGUGUGUGAGCAGAUGUGAGAGUUAAGUGUGAAGUUACUCCUUGACUCAUCUCAGAUUUUGUCAGUGAGUUCAACUACUGUAUUUUGAGAAAAAAAGAUCAACCCACUCUGUUUUAAUGAAUAAAUGAGUGUCUAUCUCAGCUGUUGGAA
Colossoma macropomum (tambaqui) is the source of this 3963-nucleotide messenger RNA. RefSeq names its product DALR anticodon binding domain containing 3 (gene dalrd3). The record is from RefSeq and is a predicted model, not a curated record. Gene Ontology annotation, molecular function: tRNA binding; ATP binding; arginine-tRNA ligase activity. Gene Ontology annotation, biological process: tRNA C3-cytosine methylation; arginyl-tRNA aminoacylation. Lineage: Eukaryota; Metazoa; Chordata; Actinopteri; Characiformes; Serrasalmidae. The coding region runs from base 133 to 1842 and encodes 569 amino acids. The transcript has 13 exons.